GGAGGAGGGGAGGGAGGCAGAGAAAACCAGCAGGCAGGCGUUAAAGCAAGCCAGAGUGGGAGUGAGGGACCACCAGAAAGUAGGGUGGAGGGUAAAAGAGAGAGAGUGCAAGUGUGUGUCAGAAGGGGAAAGGACAUAAAGGCAGCCAGAGAAACCAGAGGGAAGCAACCCUGUGGAAGCAACGGAGUGUUGGAUAAUGGAGGUGCAGUCGGAUUGUGUGGAGCCUCCUGUGGCUCCACAGUGUGACACACAGCCUGCAGGGAAGAUCAACAAAGCAGCCUUUAAACUCUUUGGGAAAAGACGCACUGGCUCUGGAAUGGCCAGCUUCUUCUCCUUCAGGAACAAAGCUGCUGCAAACGGUGGGAACAAUGGGAAUUCUGACAACGGGAAUUCUUUGAAUGGAAACAGCUCGGCGGCAUCAGCAGAGCUUGUGAGGAGCAAAACACAUGACGGGCUAACAGGCUCCAACAACGAGGCUGUGGGUCAGAGAGGGGAGGGCCUUACUAGCCUGGAGGCAGGGCCGGUAAGGUCGCUCAGCAAAUCGUUGAGUUUCUUUUCCUUUCUCCGACGUGGGAGUUUUAGGACAAGUGAAAAUGGUGGGACAGGAAUUGUGAGAAGAGGGAGGGGCCUGAAGGGCUUUUUCAGCAGCAUGCGAUGGAGGCGUAAAGUGAAAACAAACGAGGCUGAGGGAGAAGAGGUGGAAGGUAAGAAAGCAAGGGACACAGAUGCUACAGAAUCUGAGACCCCCAAGGACAUUACUCUUACCCUUGAGCCACCUCCGCAUCAUCACCAGGAGGACUGUGCAAGUGCAGAGACAGGAUCUAACCUACAAGCAUCAGACACUCCCACCACUAGUGUUACCAUGACACCCACACACUGUGUUGCCAUGCCAGGACCAUCUGGUGAGCCAGACUCUCCUUUUCCUUACACACCCACCGACUCACCACUGCGCCCAUCUAUUCAAAAAGCCAAAGCUUCAAUAUCUAGCCUCACCCCGUCCCUUACUACACCCCCUUUGGACCGCUGCAGCAUAGGUGACCAACCCUCGGAGCCCUCUGUAGAUCGACUCUGCUCCAUCCUUUUCACUGAUGUCACAUCUCUGAAGAGCUUUGAUUCACUGACUGGCUGCGGUGACAUUAUUGCUGAUGCAGAUGAGGAAGGACCAGGGGGUAAUGGUGGCAGUGGAACGAGUAGUAGUAGCAGUGGAGGUGGAGGAGGGAGUCUGAGCACAAAUGUUGGGAGAGCUGUUGGUUUAACCAGUGCAACAACUCAUGCUUCCCCAACCAAACCUCCAAUACCUUCACAGAUUACCCAGCCUAUGUUCUCCGUUCCCCAGAGUUCGGCACCUGUCUGUCUCCCUGCUCGGACCCGAGUGCCUCCUCCACCACAGCAGCAUUCUGCUGGAAGUGGUGUAGUGGCCUACAUGGGAGGAGGGGAAGAAAUGGCAAGUCCAGAAGGAGUGGACGAUGCAGACAUGCAGGGACUUUGGCACAUGUUGCCUUCUGCAGGAGAAAGCUCCCCUGCGUUGCCCCGGCAGUACCAGCCUUCUUCCAGUACCCUUACUUCCACUUAUCCCCCUCGCAGCAACUCCCCCAGUGCACUUCGUCCCUCAGCUCAAAGAAGCGCAGAGAGAAAAGCUCCUCAGGUGAAGUCGCUGGGCCUCAGCAAGAUUCCAGUGGUUGGUGGAGCAGGAAGCCGGGCAGGUAAACCCCCUCUGCCUCAUGCACAUGGCCGCCAUCCUGUAUCACCUGGUGAAAAAGAACUUCUCAGUGACGAAGGUUACUGGGAUACUCCCUCAGCAACACCUACAGCAACUCCUGAUGAGAGUGGGUUGCAGCGUAACCAGAAGAUUGCCCUAUCACGCGAUAGCUGCUCGGGAGACCACCUUUAUGACUUGUACAAUGAUCCUGAAGAGGAGGGAGAAGAUCAGAGGGGAGACAAUGAUGUGAACAGUACCCCCUCUCCAUCUGCAGAAUUCAAAAUGAGUCCCACCUCCCAAAAAAGUUCCCUUUCAACCUCCUCUUCCUCUUCCUUUCAAUCAUUGAAAGGCAGCGCCAGCCUUCCCCGAGACUCCAAGAUCCCAGUAAGUAACAGACAGACCUCGCCUCCCCACUCUGUAAGCCAGUCUGCUCUGUCCUCUGUACUGGAGGCAGAAACCCCUCCGCCAAAGACCCAUGCACCCCAACCAGCCCGCACCAGAAUCCCUGUGUCAAAGGUGCCAGUUCGCCGUUCUGGAAGCAAACCUGCCACCAGCACAAGUGGAGGAGCUGCAUCCAAGAAGUAGAUCUUUUUGACAAACAUUUAAGCUUUGCCUUCUAAGAUAUAGUACAGGACUGGUUGCUCAGAGCCAAAAGUUUCCUGUGUUCAAGAAAAUGUGGAGCUGUAGAAUCAUCAGCUUAAAAAUUGCAUUCAGAUCUUAGAAUUUCCCCUAGAUUCCUUUCGGUCAGCUGGACAAUAAUCAGUGCUUCUGACACAAAGACACUCAAAAAAGCUGGUUUCAUACAUGACUGACCUUACUCGCACUUUGGAGGCUGACUAUUGACAAUCCCUCUUCACAGAGACAAUUCAUUCUUCAACUUCAAGUUGUCGGAAAAAGCUACUGACCUGUUGAAUUUGACAGUUACUUUGAGAAAAGAACAGAGCACCUUUUUAUCUUUGACAUUUUUGUAUGGAAUUCAAUGUGACAUCAUUCAGUUUGAUAGGACCUAAUUCAAUCAAGGUUUUCUGUUAUAGUUUUUUUUUUAUUUUUAAUCUGUCUAAUUUGUUAUAAAUUACCUCCUAAUGUUGUGAUUUUAGAGCCAAAGCUAAAGAAAAAAAAACAAACUCAGAAAGCUUAGAUUUUUUUCCUGUUAACUUCUGGAACAGACUCAACAAUAUGCUUUUUACUGACCUUCGCUUUUUAAAAACGGUAUUCUCUGGACCGCUCACUGAUUUCAAAACUGUAUGUUUUAGAUUUACAAAUACAAAUACAACUGAUGCAGUUUUAUAACUUACUUACUUUGCAGCAAAAAAGCUACACUGGAGAAAGCCACACAAUAUCUAUUUUUCUUUUGGAGACGUCCUCUUUUAUGGGCUUGUUCAUUUUGGCAUGUUUCAUUGUGUGGAUCCCACUUCUACCACACAACUUCAAUGACAUACGUUAUUUGAAUUUCUCUGGGAUUUACACUGAUUUCACUGCUAAUGUAAACCUAUAAAGUCUUUGCAAUAUAACACACUGAGAGAUCCUUUGCACUAAUGCAUCUUCAUCCAAUGCAACCUAAGCAAUUCAACAUUCAGAAUAAAAAAACAAAAAAAAACAUGCACGCUCAUAUUGUCAGUUGCUCUCUGCAUGCAGUGCACCAGAGGCACAAAAGUCAGGGAAGAUCAUGUAGAGAUGAAAAGAUUUUUGGCAUGCACACUGUACUACGUUUGUCAUUCUCUUCGUAGCUUACACUGGUUAACUUUUUCCUUCAAGGACACGUGAAAAAACCCCACAAAUUUUCUAAGUAAAUAUUUUUUUUAUCAUGUUUUCAUACUUUUUUAUAGACUACUAUGUGAAAAAAACUGCUCAGAUCUCAAACUGUGAUUGCAUCAGUGUCUUAGAGCAACUUCCUCUGUUUCUGCUUUUUUCUUUUUUUUGAAAGUUUUGAUGUAACCGAAUGAUAAGGAGGUAUUAUUUCUACAUGCCAGCCAUUUUUAAAGAGCUAAGACAGAAUGCAAAGCAAACUAGUGAGUUGGCCUUCACUCUUCACCUGCUAACUCUUCUGCUGAUGCUGUAUAAUAUGAUUUCACGAUCCACCGCAGCUGUUUGUAAAUCUGAAUGUAGCUCAAUAUCAUCAGAGAUCCUUUACUCUGUAUUUAAAGGUGAUGAGCGCAAGGCAAAAGCCAAAUUUGCCUAUUUUCUACCAACGCUUUGGAAGACAAACGACUGCUUAGUGUGUCUAGCUUUGCAAAACAACACGUUUAUAAGCGAGGGGCUCGGUUGUGGUUUUCUGAAGCAUUUGUCAGAUAUUCAGAGACAUAUGUUAAAAGCAUAAUCUUUUUUUUACUUUCAAAACAUAGGGACAGUGUUGAUAAUUGAGAGGUCAUGUUGAUUGAAGUUAGAAUAUUACAGACAUUAAAGUGACAGGUUUGGUAGCAAAGCACCUUUUUAAUGUCAGAUAUUUUCAUAUGUUUGAUAUGUACCUUAAUGUUUUCCAUUAUUUACUUUGUUGAUAUGGACCUAAUCUAAUCAAACUUUAUUGUUAUUAUUAUUGUUUUUUUUUUUUUAGGGUUUUUGCAAUUGAUCUUGGAACAUAUGGUAGUCUAUAAGUGUCACAAAUCAACAAAUAAAUCAUUAAAUCAUUGUGAAAAGUGUCCAUAAUUUAUAUCAAAUUUGAGACAUAAACUAUUAUUUAGUUUAAUAUAUAUGACAUUAAAUAAUUCAUAGCUAGUCAUGAAUUGAUUUCCAUCAAAAUGAGUGCAGAGGGACCAACAUGGUUUUACUCCAUUGGUCUUAAGUGGACUGAGUGCAGGUUAAACAAUCUGAAGUUGAGGUCUCUUUGAUAAGCCACACUCCUCACUGUAUUUCAGCAAGUACGCAAAGAAAAACUGAAAAAUUUAGAAAUUAUUAUAUAUAAUUUUAAUUACGUGAAAUCUUAGGCAGAUAAUUGUUUUAAUCAUUUGCAAAUUUAUAUACUAUGGCUUAAAUUAUUUAUUUGUAUACUAAAUUUAUUUUUCAUGAAUGGGUUAAAUAAUAAUUUAAUGAUUUAUUUCAUUUUGUCACUGGGAAGGAUUAACCGUCCUGUGGUCAUAGCACAGCGGUCGUACAGUGGGGAAGCGGGUGGGGGAUUGUCCUGUCAAACCGUCAGUUCCUGAAACCACUGAUACACAAAAAUAACUUGGAAAAGCCCAAACCGAUCACAGGGUAAAAACAUUGUGGGUUACAAAUGACCUCAUCCUUUAAGACCAUGGAAAGGUUAAUCUAAAGCCACUUGGAUUAAUUUAACUAUUCUCAUCUCAAGCAAAUCAAAUUAGUUCACAGAUUCCCCACCCAUGUUGUGUUUUUCCCUUUAAUUUAUUCUUAUUCCUUAUGUUAUUUUCAAAUCUCACGUUUCCUAAAAUGAUGAUUUGCAACAGUUUAAGUAGAGGAUAGGGAUAGUUUUAACAAAAAUAUCUAUUUUACCAAAAAGGUUCUCUGAUGUAUUUCACAUGAACAUAAAAACGACCCUACAUCUACUCAUAAUAUCAAUGUUAAAAACAAACAAAUGUAGAUGACUGGGAACUGAACUUGAACUGACUGUUAAAAAUGAUUUAUCCUUCUUAGCUCAUCUAAUUCUGUUUUCCCAGAGCCUGAGUUUCAGUCAAACUUGUAUGACAUGAUACCCAUUUCUUUGAUCUGACAUGUACGCACUCCUGAGGCAGCCGAACCACUGCCAAAUUGAGUUCCAAGUAUUUAUUGCAGCCUGAAACGUUCUCUCUUUCUCUUCGUAAAUAUCAGAUUUCGUGCAAGAGUUGCAGCAGGAAAAAAAUAAUUCAACAAACCCAGCAAGUUGUUUUUCCCACUGUGUCACUGUUUUUCUGUUGGCAGUGCCACACUGUUGUACCAUCUGUUUUUCAUUAAUUAAACUGUUUUUGCACUAAUA
This is a messenger RNA of Xiphophorus couchianus (Monterrey platyfish), 5603 nucleotides long. RefSeq names its product APC membrane recruitment protein 2 (gene amer2). The record is from RefSeq and is a predicted model, not a curated record. NCBI's taxonomy places the organism in Eukaryota, Metazoa, Chordata, Actinopteri, Cyprinodontiformes, Poeciliidae. Gene Ontology annotation, biological process: regulation of canonical Wnt signaling pathway. The transcript has a single exon. The coding region runs from base 197 to 2284 and encodes 695 amino acids. Gene Ontology annotation, molecular function: beta-catenin binding; phosphatidylinositol-4,5-bisphosphate binding. Gene Ontology annotation, cellular component: plasma membrane.